GUGUCUGCAUUGUCAGCACUGUCCUGAGAGGCUCCGGCCCGGAGUUGCCCCAGUUACAGGUGCUGUGCUCGGAAGGUCCGGGGCUGGGCUUCUCCGGUUGGCCCCGAGCCCAGCUGGUGGGUACAUUUUGUUCUCGGUCCACCCAUCCUCCUACGGCCUCAUCCAGGCUGCAGUGCUUGUGUGUCACCAGCACAGGGGACUCAGAAGGCUCUUGCUUACCUGCACUGCAGAUGGGGCCACCCUGGAGUCGAGGUGUGCCUGUGUGCCCAGACUCCCAGACCCAGGCAGGACGCCACGGCCCUGCCACUUCCGCCCAUCAGCAUGACAGCCAUCAUUCUAUUCUCUUCUUGCUGCUGUUGUUUGUUGAAGUGUAGGUGACCCACAACACCACGUCAGUUCCAGGCGCGCAGCGUCGUGAUUCGGUUUCCAUGCGCGGCAAAUUGACCCCCUGGAUCAGCGUAGUUACCGUCUGGCCAUCAUCCCAAUUCUUGGUAGCACUCAUCCCGGACUCUUGGAGAAUUGCAACGGGAUGCUGAUAUUCACAAGCCAUCCCGCUGGACACGCUCGCGGCAGCCUCCCCAGUCGCCGCCUGAGGUCGGCCACGGCAUCAGAAGGAACGUGAGUGCUCACACCUCCCGCACUUGACCCAGGGCUUUGGUGCAGGCUGCUGGAGCGUCUUGCUGGUUCUGGAUUCUGAAUACCACGUGUUUCAUACUCAUCACCCCAGAGCCUUUGACUCAGGGCACUAUCCUAGGAAUAGAGGAAUGUUCCAGAAUGCUGAACUGAGUCUUCAGUUAGGAGGCUACAUAGCAGCUACGCAGUGGAGCUCAGGACAAAGAGAGACGCAGACUCUUCAGGCUGGGUUGCGGAGGGCCUGGGGAGGGUGGAGACCAGGGGAGGUCAUCCCACAACGCUGAGGAGAGAGGAGGCUGUAGCCAACUGGGCAGGGGGCUAGACAGGACAGUGCCCUCAAAGAUGCCUGGUCCUAACCUUUGAACCUGUGACUAUGCCAGUUUCCACAGCGAGGGUGAGUUAAGGACGCAGAUGGAAUUAAGGUUGCUGACCAGCCGACCUGAGCACAGGGAGUGGGGCCUGGAUGACCUGGAGGGCCCACUGUCCUCACAGGGUCCUUAACUGUUAGUGGGAGAGGGAGGCAGGGAGGGGGCUCCGGAAGACGGGAAAGGGGGAAAUGGAUCCUCUCCUAGAGCCAUGGGAAGGAACGCAGCCCGGGAGACCCAUGGCAGACCUCUGACCCCCAGAACCAUAGGAUCAUAAGUCUGUGUGGUUUCGCCCACUACAUUUAAGGCCGUUUGUCACAGCAGCGACAGGAAACUCACACAGGAUACGUCGGGUUCAGGUACCCCGGGCUCUCAGGGUUAGGGGUUAAGCCAGACUGCAGUCUGGCUUGAAGCAGAUUUCAGUUUUGAAGUUGGAAUGUUGGACACAUAAAGGAGAGCUGUCUCUGAUGUCAGAUUGGAGCCCAGAGUUACUACAGCAGGGAGAUGUUCAUUAUCCGUGUGGAAAAAGAUGAUGUUGGGUCCCUACUUCACAGCACGCUGAACAGCAACUGCCCCUGAGUCUGGGUCCUGCCGAAGCCUCCAGGGAUGUGUGCUGCAGUUUCUUUUGUCAUGAAGUUAGGAUGCCAGGCAUCCACGUGAGCCAGUGAGAGCUUCUAAGGUGCAUGAAGCUUUCAAAACCCCAGUGGUGAGAAUGCCGUCGUCAGUGGGAAAGAAAGCCCAGCUAAGAACUGAAAGGGGCUUUAACAGAAGUGUGUGCCCGUGUUCACAGCAGCACUGUUUACAGUAGCCAAAAGGUGGCAUCAUCCAAGAGUCCAUGCUGGAUGGACGGACGGACGGAUGGAUGGAUAAACACAAUGUGGUCCAUCCAUCCAACGGAGGCUUAUUCGGCCUUCGAAAGGAAGGAACUAGCAUGUGGAUGAACUCUGAGGAUGUUCUGGAAGGAAAGUCCAACACACACUGUAAAGUGGAUGAACCUGGAGGAUUUUACGCCAAGUGAAAUAAACCUGUCACUAAAGGACAAAUACUGUAGGAUUCCACGGAAGAAAUCAAGGUGGGAAGGAGCAGAAGCAUACAACGAGCUCCAAGAGAUCUGCUCAACGGAGACCCAAGAGUGCUCGAGCAGAUGGCCCAAAACCAAAUCGAAGAUGCAGUUUUUAAAGAAAGGUUCCCGCAGUGAGGAGGAGCACCACGCCCCUGCUGUGUGUCAGGAAGAACGUUCUAAAGACAUCUCACAGUUGGUCCAAGAGGGCCGGUUCCUGGAAGCCUGUGAGACCAUCUCACGGUCGGCAGUGGAAAAGCAGGACUGUGGCUCCCAGUACCAGGCCGUGGCCCAGGGCAUGUGGCAGGUCGUCCAGGAGGCCCUGUCAGGCAGCGAGAGGAGCCGGCAGCUGCAGCCAAAGCUCCAGUCGGUGAUGGCAGCUGUGAACUGGGCCGAGAACUUCGAGGGACCAAAGCCCAGCACCCUCCAGGGGGGUGGCCUGGCGGCCUGGGACAGUCAGCUGCAGAGCCUGCUGAGGAAGGACGCCGAGGCCCGGCUGCCCAGCCCUGUCUCCGGGGCCGAGCUGAGCGGGUACCUGGAGGAGCUGGGCAAGGCUGUGGAACAUGUCCUGGGGCCCCAGCUGGAGGGCCGGCUGGGGGUCUGCUUCUUGGCCCUCUACAGAGUGUGCUUCCAGGAGGUCCUCUGCAGCCACCUCUCUGUGCUCCUGUCCUCCAGUGGUGAAGACCGGAAAAACUAUUACAAGCUGUACACCUGGGGCAGGGCCACCUUGUUUGGGCACAGGGAGAUGCGUCAGAAGGCACCUCCCGCCUCCAAGGAGCCCACAGCUGCCAGGAGACUCUUGGACCCAGUGAUGUUUGUUACCUGGAUGUUCCAGGUGCAGGAGAAGCUGCUGGAGCUGAUCCAGAAAGAGUUGAAAGACAAACUAGAACGAGUCCUGAUCUGUGAUCGGAGAAGUCAGGCCGAGGCUUCCUACAAAACGUUCCUCGAAAUCUUCCAGCUGUUGAACGAAACCAUAGUUGUGGGCCGGGACAUCGGACCACCCAUCAGCAGCCGGGUUCGAAUCAUGGUUGUGGGAACAUUUUUGGAGUUUCUGAACCGAUACCAGGAGGAGGGUGCUCCGAGCUUCAUCCAGCUGCAUGCCAGUGCCGGGACCUUCCCCCAGCUGCACGUGCUGGAAAACUGCUGCAUUCUCAGGAAAACAUGGGAGGCUCUGGUCCAGGAAGGCCCGGUGCAAGGCAUCAUCAACAGCAUUGAGGUCUGGAGCCAGGAUGACCUGCUGUCCAGGGUCAGAGCCCUGUUCCAGAGUCUGCUGGAGCAUCACUUUUCGACGAGGAAUGAUGAUCUGGUCCAAGCUCUGCAGUCCCUGCAGCAGGCCCUGAAGGGCUGCUCCAACAUGCACAGCACUCCCACAUACAAGGUCCUUGUGAAAAGUCUGUACAUGGUGGUUUUGGGGGAGUAUGUCUAUGCCCUGGUCACCUAUCUCAAGACGCUGGAGCCUGGGGUGUGGGCGGACCACGAGGGUCAGGUGAAGAAGGAAGUCUUGGAGCUGGACACAAUUUUCGGGGAGCGGGAGCAGGACGUGGGUGACAGAAUGCCCUGCUGGGAGACCAUCAAGGACAUCUUCCAGCUCAGACAGAACAGGGGCAGAGAGUCUCUGCAUGAAUGGCUGGCCUCCUUCAGAGACAAGUUCCCGGGUUAUGUGAGAGAGGACCAGCCACGUAGUUCCAGCGACUCGGACAAGAGAAGCUGUUGCUGUCUCCAGCUUUGGACAAGUGCCUGGUGGCGUGCUUGCUGCCCCAAAUGGAGGUGGAGCUGAGCCCCUCUCAGGGCUGUGGAGGUUGUGUGGCCCUGACCAGCUAAGGCAGAGGAUUGGAAUGUUCCUGGCCACUUCACAAAUGGCAGCCUGAUAUGGAGAAGGAAGCCAGUCUUUCUCAAGUCUGGACUCUUCUACCAGAAGGAAUCUUGAUACCAGACACCAGGAAUACUCUGUGGUCCACCCAAAAGAACAGGAGGACAAUGGGGAUGGCCAGGGACAGAUCAAGACACUCCUGGAUGAGUCCCACCAUCCUGGCUGUGUCGUUCCUUUCUUGUGUAUGUAACAGCUUUAUUGAGAUAUAUAUAUAUUUUUUAAACAUUUGUUUAUUGACUUAUAGUCAUUUUACAAUGUUGUGUCAAAUUCCAGUGUAGAGCACAGUUUUUCAUUUAUACAUGAACAUGCAUAUAUUCAUUGUCACACUUUUUUUCGCUGUGAGCUACCACAAGAUCUUGUAUGUAUUUCCCUGUGCUAUACAGUAGAAUCUUGUUUAUCUGUUCUACAUUUUGAAAUCCCAGUCUGUCCCUUCCCACACCCCGCCCCCUUGGCAACCACAAGUUUGUAUUUUAUGUCUGUGAGUCUGUUUCUGAUUUGUAUUUAUGUUCUUUUUUUUUUUUUUUUUUUACAUUCCUCAUAUAAGUGAUCUCAUGUGGCAUUUUUCUUUCUCUUUCUGGCUUGCUUCACUUAGAAUAACAUUCUCCAGGAACAUCCAUGUUGCUGCAAAUGGCAUUAUGUUGUCAGUUUUUAUAGCUGAGUAGUAUUCCAUUGUAUAAAUAUACCACAUCUUCUUUAUCCAGCCAUCUGUUGACAGAGAUGCAUUUCAUAUACCUUGCAAUCCACCAACUUAAGUUUAAUGUACCAUUCAGUGGUUUCUAGUAUAUUCACAAAGUUGUGCAAUCAUCAACACAGACAACAUUAGAACAUUUUCAUAACCCUUGAAAGAGACCCUGUACCUUCAGCUAUUGCCCCAAACUGCUUUUCCCCAUGUUACCCCAGCCCUAGACAAUCACUACCCUACUUUAAUAUCUAUGUAGACAUGCAUGUUCUAGACAUGUCACACAAGAUCAAUUAUAUAAGUGAAUGAAUUAUAUACCUUUUGUGAUCAGCUUUUUUCACUCAGCAUCUUGUUUCAAGGUUCAUCAAUGUUGCGACUUGCAUUGAUAUGCCAUCCUUUUUAUAGCUGAAUAAUAUUCUAUUUUAUGGAUAGUGCGCAUUUUGUUUAUUCAAACAUCUGUUGAUGGGCAUUUGCGUUGUUUCCACUUUGGGGCUGUGAUGAAUAAUGCUGCUUUUAACAUUUGUGUACACAUUUUUGUGCAGACCUUAGGAGUGGAAUUCUACUUAGGAGUGGAAUUCCUGGGUCAAAUGGUAACUCCAUUUAACUUUUUCAGAAACUGUAGUCUAUUUUGCCAAAAUGGCUGUACCAUUUUACAUUCCCACCAGUGAUGUAUGAGCUCCUCCAAGGAUCUAAGUAACAUACUCUAAAACUGAAGGAUUAUGCCCCCAGGCGGCUGUCACUGUGAAAAUAGAGAAUACCAGAUGGGGAGGCACCACAAAGUCAAGAUCAGAGAGCAGCUUCUUUUAACCAGAGGGGAGGGUGGGGAGCUGGAGGUGGGGCUGCUGGGAGGAGUCCCUCACCACAUACCCAGGGGCCCCACCAUCAGCAGAAAAUAAAAAUGGUCCUUACUUAAACCCACACUGAGGUCUCGGUUUCAAAAUCCUUACGUGGAGAACCGGGGCGCUCAGCAGUUUCCACGGGUUUUAUAGCCAUGCUUUUGCCUAGGUUUUCCAGUUCUUAAUAACGGCCAAAUGCAAGCGUAAACAUUCUAAAACCGAGUUCCUUAAGCAGUUUCCAUACUUGUCCUCUUUAAACGCUCAAGUUCAGCAUUACCCACCCGGGAGGGCUCUUUGAGGAGGGGUUUGACGGAGAACACACGGCACCUCCUCCUGGUGACUGAUAGUAUUUGCAUAGUCCUUCUCUCCUGGUGGUGCUUGCAUUAGUUGACGUCUUGCUUCUGAGUCUUCUCUGAGGUUCAGAAGACACCAAAGGCAGCCAGGCAGGCUCUUGUGCUGUCGAGACGGGCUCAUCUUCCGGGUGCGAUGCGUCCUUACGCCCAGCGCUCUGGGAAUCACAGCUACGCUGAAGUAGAUGGCAGCCUGGCACUUCAGUCUCCCUCACAGCCUGGAAUUGCAAUAUUCUGGAUAUCGCUGUUGUUUCACAUUUUUAUGUAUAUAGUGUGACAUACUUAGUAUGUCUGUAUUUCUGCAUGUUAAACUGAGUGCAAAUUAAAUGGUUUUUCAUUUUCUGUUCCUGCA
Camelus dromedarius (Arabian camel) is the source of this 6145-nucleotide messenger RNA. RefSeq lists its product as uncharacterized. The record is from RefSeq and is a predicted model, not a curated record. The coding region runs from base 1949 to 3835 and encodes 628 amino acids. Gene Ontology annotation, cellular component: exocyst. Gene Ontology annotation, molecular function: SNARE binding. Lineage: Eukaryota; Metazoa; Chordata; Mammalia; Artiodactyla; Camelidae. The transcript is spliced from 14 exons. Gene Ontology annotation, biological process: exocyst localization; exocytosis.